This is a messenger RNA of Amaranthus tricolor (Joseph's coat), 2883 nucleotides long. RefSeq names its product ACT domain-containing protein ACR3. Lineage: Eukaryota; Viridiplantae; Streptophyta; Magnoliopsida; Caryophyllales; Amaranthaceae. The record is from RefSeq and is a predicted model, not a curated record. The transcript is spliced from 12 exons. Bases 1345 to 2676 code for a protein of 443 amino acids.
UAGUUGAGAAAUAAAAAGAAAAAGCAAAGAAAAAAAGGUGAUUCUGGCCACGCCAGGCCGACGUGUCUUCCUCCUUCUCUCUCUCUUCCCACUGAAACACUAACAACAACAAUCAGCAAUCAGCAAUCAGCAAUCAGCAAUCAGCAUCAUUAUAGUGCGCCAUCUGCUCAUCAGUCACUCAUUCUUCUCAUUACAUUUUCUUAUCACUCUCUAUUAAGAUUUUGGUGUACUACUCCUAUUUAAAUCUUUUUGUUGAAAAGCUUUUCCAAUUCUCAGAAUUUCUAGGUCUUUCUUGCUGCUUUCCCCUGUUUCCGCCUUUCUCUUUCACCUAUUCUAUGUUUCUAAUGGAAUUUGAUCACAUACAGACUAAGGUUUCUUAUUUUAAUAUGCAAAAGAGAAAACUCCAAUUAGCACAUGAUAGAUGAAGAACAAAUACAAAAGAUAAGCUGGAGUCUGGAGUGAUUGGUGGGGGCUUUGACCUUUAUGGAAUCGAAAGGGGUGUGAAGGUUCUGACUUGCAACUUGGACCCACUUUUGGAAUAUAAUUUUUGAGAGGCAUUUAAAGAUAGCGUGAUGCUCCCUGAUUGUGAAAAUAAUGCACACAUUUCCUGAAGUAGAGAUUGAUUAUACUUGCAUUUCCAAAUAUAUUCUCAUUUGAAUGAUGUGAUGAGAAAAAUGGUGAAUUCUUAGAUACUCUAUAUGGGGUGUGGAAACAAUGUAAAAGUUGAUCUUGGAUAAAAGUGGUAGGAGUAUUUUGUAAAUAAAACUCAAUUUGUAGCCAAGUGGGAUUGAUAAAUUGAGCUAGCUAUUGCAUAUAUGAAUUACCUUAGGCUAUAUAUUCCAUUCAUGUAACUUCUCCUAUACAAGUUUUUAAGUGUUAAGGUGGGUGGUCCCCUUCUUCAUUCAUUACACUAAAUGAGAGUUACUCCAUCAUCAUCAUCGUACUCAGUAUAUCGCACUCAUAAAAGGCUAUGAUCAUUGUUUGAUGAUGACGGCAUGUCGUAACCUUUUCAAAAGAGAUAAGAAGUUUGCGGCUAGUGAGAUCCUCAACUCGAAGAAUACCUGCACUUGGACUUUAUUUUAGUAAUAUUUGGGUGUGUCAAGUUGCUAUUCUGCAAGGGCAUCUACUAGAGAGUCACUAUUCUACAGAUUUUCUUUCUCAACUGAUUCCUACGAGCUACAAUACAGAUCAAGGAUUGUAGUUGUUACGUGAAGUUGUACAAUGUAAGUUGGUGCAGAUCAGGGUGAGUUCAAGGGUGGAAUCCAGGACUCCACCCAUAUCUAUAGAAAUUUGCUGCUAUCCUUGGAAAAAAGUGUUACUCUUUUGUUUGUUGAAUACAAUACAAUGUCUGGGCCAUAUUUUGAUCCUGAGUACGAGAACUUGAGCAUCAGAAUAAAUCCUCCCAGGGUUUCUGUGGAUAAUGCCAGUUGCAGCGAUAGUACCCUAGUAAAGGUUGAUAGCAUGAACAAACCAGGAAUACUGCUGGAAGUCGUGCAAAUCCUAACUGACCUUGAUCUCAUCAUCACCAAAGCUUAUAUUUCUUCUGAUGGUGGAUGGUUUAUGGAUGUAUUCCAUGUUACUGAUCAAAAUGGGAAGAAGGUUACAGACAGCAAGACCACAGAACAUAUAGAAAAGGCUUUGGGACCCAAAGGCCAAGCUGCUGAUUGGAUAAAGAGUUGGCCAGGAAAAAGAGUCGGACUACACCCUGCUGGUGAUCACACUGCAGUGGAGCUGAUAGGCAGAGAUCGUCCAGGACUCUUAUCAGAGAUAUUUGCUGUUCUUGCUGACCUUCACUUCAACAUAUCUGCCGCAGAAGUUUGGACCCAUAAAACACGAAUAGCUUGCGUCCUUUAUGUCAAUGAUGAUACCACCUACCGUGCUGUUGAUGAUCACAGCAGAUUAUCUCUUAUGGAAGAGCAGCUCAAAAAUGUUCUAGGAGGGGAGGAUGAUGAUCAAGUGGCACAUACUAGUUUCUCCAUGGGUUUUACUCAUGUUGAUCGGCGACUUCACCAAAUGAUGUUUGCUGACAGGGAUUAUGAAGGUGUUGGCGCAACAGAAGUGGAGUAUCCUCCUCCUCUCAAACCUAAAAUAUUUGUUGGGCGUUGUGAGGAGAAAGGCUACUCAGUGGUUACAGUAAAGUGCAAAGAUCGUCCAAAACUUAUGUUUGAUAUCGUCUGCACACUUACGGAUAUGCAGUAUGUUGUUUUCCAUGCAACCAUCGGUUCAGACGGCCCAUAUGCAUCACAGGAGUACUAUGUUCGACAUAUGGAUGGCUGCACACUUAACAUGGAAGGGGAGAAGGACAGGGUUAUCAAAUGCCUUGAAGCUGCCAUUCAACGGAGAGUAUGCGAGGGUCUAAGUCUAGAACUUUGUGCAAAGGAUCGAGUUGGAUUACUUUCAGAAGUAACAAGAGUUCUCCGAGAGAAUGGACUGUCGGUAAUGAGAGCGGGCGUAUCCACUGUGGGAGAAAAGGCAAAGAAUGUGUUCUAUGUGCGGGAUUCAUCAGGGAACCCAGUAGAUAUGAAGACCAUUGAAGCACUCCGUAAAGAAAUAGGACGUACGAUGAUGCUGAAUGUAAAGAAAUCCCCCGCCAACGCUAAGGUACCCCAUGAAGCUAGAGGGUGGGCGAAAACCAGCUUCUUCUUCGGGAGUCUGCUCGAGAAGUUCUUACCUUGAGGCUUGAGAAUAAAUGCCAAACAAAUUUACACUGGCAUAUAUGUAAUGUUAUAUGCAACAUUUUGGUGUAUAGACUAAUAAAAUUAUUAUCAGAGAACUGUACUAUUAUUUGUACCAUAUCUUAGGAUGAAACCCAUGAGAACAUGAAGGACAAAUGUGAAAUUGAUUAAUAAAAGUUCUGUUAUGAGAAUACAUUUUUCUUUUGAA